Molecule: messenger RNA, 2699 nt
Organism: Choloepus didactylus (southern two-toed sloth)
Lineage: Eukaryota; Metazoa; Chordata; Mammalia; Pilosa; Megalonychidae
Gene: USP27X
Product: ubiquitin specific peptidase 27 X-linked
Exons: 3
Coding region: 1-2406 (801 amino acids)
Biological process (GO): protein deubiquitination
Molecular function (GO): zinc ion binding; cysteine-type deubiquitinase activity
Source: RefSeq, a predicted model, not a curated record
AUGCUAGGGACAACCUGCAUGGACAGAGGGAAGGACGAGAAGAGGGGAGGAGACGAUGAAGGGGGAAACGGGCCCUGGCUGCCCAAGCGGCCUCCGCUAGGGGGCUACGGCGGGAGAAUUCCCGGGGGCGUCGCCUGCUUCCGCCGCCGCCUCCUUCAGCCGGGCGGGGGACACCCCAGGUCUGCGUGGUCCCCGCGCCGCCACGCCCAGUGGCCGCCUGAGCCCUGCGAGCAGGGGGAGGAGCCGCCGCCAGUGGAGGCGGAGGAGAUAGAGGAGGCGGAGACGGCAGAGACAGCAGAGACGGCGGAGCAGGCGGAGAGGAAGGUGGAGGCGGAGGCGAAGGUGGAGGGGAAGGUGGAGGCUGCGGGGAAGGUGGACGCCGCCGGGAAGGUGGACGCCGCUGGGAAGGUGGAGGCGGCCGGGAAGGUGGACGCCACAGGGAAGGCGGAGACGGCGGAGGGUCCGGGCCAACGGGUUGAGCUCAAGCUGGAGCCAGAACCCGAGCCGGUACGGGAGGCGGAGCAGGAGCAGAAGGGGGAGCAGAAGCCGGAGCCGGAGGAUGAGAACCCAGCGCGGAGCGGCGGUGGCGGCAGCAGCGACGAGGUUCCUCCCCCCACCCUUCCCUGCGACCCGCCGCGGCCCCCAGAUCCCUCCCCGCGUCGCAGUCGUGCUCCCCGCCGCCGACCCCGACCCCGACCCCGGCCCCAGACCCGGCUCCGUACCCCGCCGCAGCCUAGGCCACGGCCCCCUCCACGGCCUCGGCGCGGCCCUGGGGGCGGAUGCCUGGAUGUGGAUUUUACUUUGGGUCCACCAGGCUGUUCCCACGUGAACAGCUUUAAGGUGGGAGAGAACUGGAGGCAGGAACUGCGGGUGAUCUACCAGUGCUUCGUGUGGUGUGGAACCCCAGAGACCAGGAAAAGCAAAGCAAAGUCGUGCAUCUGCCAUGUGUGUGGCACCCAUUUGAACAGACUCCACUCUUGCCUUUCCUGUGUCUUCUUUGGCUGCUUUACAGAGAAGCACAUUCAUGAGCACGCUGAGACAAAACAACACAACUUAGCCGUAGACCUUUAUUAUGGAGGUAUAUACUGCUUUAUGUGUAAGGAUUAUGUAUAUGACAAAGACAUUGAGCAAAUUGCCAAAGAAGAGCAAGGAGAAGCUUUGAAAUUACAAGCCUCCACCUCAACAGAGGUUUCUCACCAGCAGUGUUCGGUGCCUGGCCUUGGUGAGAAAUAUCCAACCUGGGAAACAACCAAACCAGAGUUAGAACUGCUGGGACACAACCCCAGGAGAAGAAGAAUCACCUCAAGCUUUACCAUCGGUUUAAGAGGACUAAUCAAUCUUGGGAACACGUGCUUUAUGAACUGUAUUGUCCAGGCCCUUACCCACACUCCAAUACUGAGAGAUUUCUUCCUCUCUGACAGGCACAGAUGUGAAAUGCCAAGUCCUGAGUUGUGUCUGGUCUGUGAGAUGUCUUCACUUUUUCGGGAGUUGUAUUCUGGAAACCCAUCUCCUCAUGUUCCCUAUAAAUUACUGCACCUGGUGUGGAUACAUGCACGUCAUUUAGCGGGGUACAGGCAACAGGAUGCCCACGAGUUCCUCAUUGCGGCAUUGGAUGUCCUGCACAGGCACUGCAAAGGUGAUGAUGUCGGGAAGGCGGCCAACAAUCCCAAUCACUGUAACUGCAUCAUUGACCAAAUCUUCACUGGUGGCCUGCAGUCAGAUGUCACCUGUCAAGCCUGCCAUGGCGUUUCUACCACGAUAGACCCAUGUUGGGACAUCAGUUUGGACUUGCCUGGCUCUUGCACCUCCUUCUGGCCCAUGAGCCCAGGGAGGGAGAGCAGUGUGAAUGGGGAAAGCCACAUACCAGGAAUCACCACGCUCAUGGACUGCUUGCGGAGGUUUACAAGGCCCGAGCACUUAGGAAGCAGUGCCAAAAUCAAGUGUGGUAGUUGCCAAAGCUACCAGGAAUCUACCAAACAGCUCACCAUGAAUAAAUUACCUGUUGUUGCCUGUUUUCAUUUCAAACGAUUUGAACACUCAGCCAAACAGAGGCGCAAGAUCACUACGUACAUUUCCUUUCCUCUGGAGCUAGAUAUGACACCAUUUAUGGCCUCAAGUAAAGAGAGCAGAAUGAAUGGACAGUUGCAGUUGCCAACCAAUAGUGGAAAUGAGAAUAAGUACUCCUUGUUUGCUGUGGUUAAUCACCAAGGAACCUUGGAGAGUGGCCACUAUACCAGCUUCAUCCGGCACCACAAGGACCAGUGGUUCAAAUGUGAUGAUGCCGUCAUCACCAAGGCCAGUAUUAAGGAUGUACUGGACAGUGAAGGGUAUUUACUGUUUUAUCACAAACAGGUCCUGGAACAUGAGUCAGAAAAAGUGAAGGAAAUGAAUGCGCAAGCCUACUGAAGUGACACACAGACCUACCUGUAAUGGAAGAUGACAACACCUAUACUACAACUGGCAUCGAGAUUUAAAGGACCUACUUGACCAUGGCCCAUUGGCCUGAUAGAGUAAGAAUUGAACAGUACCCAGUGUCCAAAAGGUCUUGGUUGGAAGAGAAAUAGAGGGGGAGGGAGAAGAGGCUCUAGUCUAAGCAGUUACUUAAAGGAAAAUUAAAUGGCAGGAAGGUUCUGAGUGGGGAAAGCAGGAGCAGGAAAAUUUUGACACUGGUACAUAUCCUAUAUUCCUCCAAAAGAUUG